Messenger RNA from Penicillium olsonii, 2043 nucleotides. NCBI's taxonomy places the organism in Eukaryota, Fungi, Ascomycota, Eurotiomycetes, Eurotiales, Aspergillaceae. The record is from the annotation of a GenBank genome assembly.
AUGAUGAAAUCUUCGAAGUCUCGCCGCGGUGGUACCGGCAGCAGUGAUCGCGGGGGCAUUCGCAAGCGGGGUCCCACUCGCACUGAUCGGGAUGGAGACAUGGACAUGGACUCCGCUACAUCUCGCGCCAGAAGAAAUCGCACCGAGACAGGUCGUGCCGCUUUGGGUGGCCGCAUGUCAGGUGCAGGAGCUGGUGGCAGAGCCGCAGGUAGUGGAGGUCGAGCUCAGGCCCGCGACAGGAACAUCGACUUGAUCCAGCGUGCAAUCGCCAGCACUGAUUCGCAAGCAAGCAUCCGUCAAAACAGAGGAAACGGCAAAUCCAAGGACAACCUCGACACGUUCUGUAUUCGCGGGUGGAAAAACAGCAAGGCAGCGAGCAAUAAGGACCACGGCCGCGAGGCUCUGGUCGCGUACCUUGAACGUCGCAUGAACAGCUUCACAAAAAGUGGUCCCCGGAUCAGACUCACUCAGCACGAAAAGAAGGGCCCCGAUACCCUGCUUGUGCACAUCAAACCUGAUCUAGGUGACAAAAUGCUUCGGCUCAAUGGAAGCACUUUUGCCGGUGUCAAAAUCACAGUUGCGCCGUACAAUGCAGAUGAUGCGCUAGCAAGCGAGUUAGCACCAGAGGACGGAGCUCCCGGCUCCACCGCCGAUACCAAAACCAAGAUGCUAGCCAUCCUCGACAAGCGAUACUUCGCUCAGAACAAGCUUCUCGACAUGUCCGAUCUGGCAGGCGAUCUCGACCUGCAGGAGAUGGGCAUUUUCAACUCCACCUCCACUGAGUCGAAGUUCUUCCCAGCUCUCAUGAAAGUUUGGGAGACGCGUUACGAUAGCUCUGCGGCUCGGCGUGAAGCAGUGGAAAGCGCCAGCUUGGCAAACAACAACCUUAGCAACAUCAGUGUUGUGACCACUCUUGCUCAAGCCGUUCCCGACAUCAAGAACCUGGACCUCUCGAACAACAAAUUCAAGGAUGCGCAGGCAAUUAUUGGGUGGCGGUGGAAAUUCCGCAACCUUGUCUUCCUCGACAUGACUGGAAACGACUUUUGCUCCCUUCCUAACUUCAAGGACACCAUGCUCAAGUGGUAUCCUAAGCUACAAGUCUUGAACAACGUUCAGGUACGCACUCCGGAAGAGGUUGCGCUUCAGAAGAAGACCCCGAUUCCUGUUCAGCCUCCUCAUUUCCAUGAUGAAUCCCAAAUCGGCGAGAAUUUCGUCCGAGCCUUUUUUGCAGGCUACGACAAUGAUCGCAAUGGCCUGGUCUCCAACGUUUACGACAACGAGUCCAAAUUUUCCCUCAAUAUCAACACUGUCUCUCCUCGAUCCCUGAAUUCCGAACCGGUUGCUUGGGGCGAGUACAUCAAAAAGAGCCGCAACCUUGACAAGAUCAGCCACCUCCCCGCGCGUAUGUCACGCUCUUUCAAGGGCGUUGACCAGAUUCGUGAGGCUUUCAGUACCCUUCCACCUUCUCGUCACCCCGACCUGACUACCAAGGCGGAUCAAUGGCUCAUCGAGUGCUACCCACUUCCUGGCCUUCCCGACCCUUCUGGGCAGAGCGCUUUUGGUGUUGGUGGCCUCUCACUCACCGUGCACGGUCAGCUGGAGGAGAGCGUUGCCGGAAAACUGGAACUUCGCAGCUUCGACCGAACUUUCAUUCUUGGACCUGGAAACACCCCUGGUGGCAUUCGAGUUCUCACCGAUGUGUACUGUCUUCGCGCUUAUGGUGGACAUGACGCGUGGAUCCCCGAUUCCAUCGCACUUCCCCCUGCGGCUGCCCCUGCCCCCGAUGCGGCUCCCGCUGCAGCUCCUGCGGCUGCCCCCACUGCCGCCGACGGAUAUGGUUUGCCUCAGCCUGGCAAGUCUGACACUCAGCUCCAGCAGGAGCAAAUCGUUGCACAGAUGAGUGCCAAGUCAGGCAUGACUAUUCAAUACUCCGAAAUGGCUCUUGUGAGCAAUAACUGGGAUGCCGAGGCUGCGUGGAAGAACUUCGAAGAGCUCAAGGCUUCUGGCACCUUGCCCCCAACCGCCUUCCUCACUCCCUCGUGA